AUGCGCCUGGUUUGCUUUGUGGAAUUUGUGCUUCCGACGCUGUAUCGCCAUUCAAUUUGCAAACUGAACAAGGGUCUCGACUUUUUGAAAAAGAAGAGUCAGCUCGAAAACAUCGGAGCUGAAGACAUUCUCGACGUCAACGAACGAUUGAUUCUGGGCCUCAUCUGGACCAUCAUCUUGCGUUUCCAAAUCGACACUAUCGUCAUCGAUGCGGACGAACAAGAGACCGGUGAACGGAAGCACGCCAAGGAUGCUCUACUUCUUUGGUGCCAGCGCAAGACAGCCGGCUACAGAAACGUUAAGGUGGAAAACUUCGCGAGCUCGUGGCGCAGCGGGCUUGCGUUCAACGCUCUCAUCCACGCUCAUCUUCCGGACCUGCUUCACUACGACGGGCUGAACCCGCAGGACCAUAUGGGCAACUUGAACAACGCGUUCGACAUUGCCGAAAAGAAGCUGGAUAUCGCCAGGCUGCUGUACGCUGAAGACGUUGACGUGGGCCGUCCCGACGAAAAGUCGAUCAUCACGUACGUCUCGCUCUACUACCAUCAUUUCGCCAAGCAGAAGACCGAGAUGACCGGUGCCAGGCGUGUUGCCAAUAUCGUUGGCAAGCUGAUGACACAAGAGCAGAUGGAAGACGAAUACCAAGGCAUCGCCAGCGAUCUGCUCGAGUGGAUCAAGCAAACGAUUGGCAUGUUGAACAACCGCCGAUUCCCGAAUUCGCUGAAGGGCAUCCAAGAAGAGAUGGUCCGCUUCAACCAGUUCCGCAACAUCGAGAAGCCGCCCAAGUACAAGGAGAAGGGAGACCUCGAGGCGCUGUUCUUCAACAUCCAGACGAAGAGGAAAGCCAUGGGCAUGAGUCCCUUCGUUCCGCAGCACGGCCUUUUCAUGAAAGACCUGGAGACGGCCUGGGAUCGAUUGGACAGCGCCGAAAACGAGCGCCAGACGGCGAUCAUCAACGAAAUGCUGAGACUCCAGAAGCUCGAGCAGUUGGCUGAACGUUUCUACCGCAAGGCCGAGCUGCGCGAUCACUGGCUGAGGGACAUGGGUGGUCAUCUCGAUGAACUUGAGCUCGGACGCACGGCCAGCGACGUCGAGGCGGCUCUCAAGAAACAUCAGGCUAUCAGCGCCGACAUUCUACCCCGUGAGGAGCGCUUCCGCAUCUUGACGCGCAUCUGCGGCGAGCUCUCCGCCGGCAACUACCACGAAGCCGACCGCGUGCGGGCAAGGGAUCGUGAAAUCGCCGAGAAAUGGGCGCAUCUGCUGUCGGUGCUCGAGGCCAAGCGCAAGCAAAUUAUGGGCUUGAACGACCUGAUGGGCCUUUUACGCGACAUCGACACGUUGAGCAGCGAGCUGAAGCAUCUUGAGCCGGUGGCUCGUAAUCGUGACGUUGGCAAGCACAUCCUCGGCGUCGACGAUCUGAUUGGCCGCCACGAGCUGGUCGAGGGUCAAGUGAAGGCGCACGGCGCCUGGCUCGACAACGUCUCCCGCCAAGCCCAACUCUACAUCCGCGGCAAGGGAGAGCAGCACGAGAUCCUCCAGCGGAAGCUCGAAGACGUCAAUGCGCAAUACGAGAACCUGCGAGCACUCUGCCAGCAGCGCCGGAAUGCCUUGCACAAGGCGCGCGAACUGUUCCAGUUCAUUCAGGAUCACGAGGAGGAAAUGACGUGGCUGGCCGAGAAGGAGUCGCUAUGCCUGAACGCACUUCAGAAGGGCGACAUUGCGAAUGUGGCCAACAUUUCCCGCCUCCACAAGACCAUCGAAUCGGAGAUGAAAGCGCAUUGGACACGCACCAAGGAGAUCAUGGCCGCCGGCGAGCAGCUGGCGAUGGGCGGGCAAAGCCGAGAUGACGUCCAACGCCGCAUCCAGCAGAUCCAACACCGCUGGGAAUCCCUGCGAAAGGUCGUCGACGAUUUGUCGAACUGGCUGCAGGAGGCCGAACGUGCGCAGCAAUAUUUCCAGGACGCCAACGAGGCCGAGUCUUGGAUCCGCGAGAAGUUGCCGCUCGUCAAGUCCGACGACUAUGGCAAGGACGAAGGCCAGGCCGAAAGCCUCCUCCAACGCCACAACCGGCUCGAGGAGCAGAUCCACGCUUUCCGUUCGGAUAUUGUUCGCCUGGAGGAAUCGGCUACGCAGAUCGCCAGCACCAACUUGAUGACCGGUAUCCAUGCGACCGAGGUGGACACUGAAGAAACCGUCGUGCCACAGGUCGAGAUGCUGUACAAGUACUCUGGCAACGGGAUGGAGGUCAAGAAAGAGGAGAUCGUCGCCCUCAUCGACAAGUCGAACCCGGACUGGUGGUGGGCUCAAGACACGAUGAACGUGCUCUCGGACGAGCCCUCUGUUGAACAUAUUGAGGCGUUCCGCAAGAAGCUUGACAAGCUCGAGCACGACAUCGCCGCGAAUGGAGGCACCCAGCUGAGGCGUAUCAACGGCAUGGCCGAUGAGCUGACCGCCGAGGGGCACAGCGAGACGCGCCAAAUCGUCGCCCGCCAGCAGGCCGUCAACAAGCUCUGGGCCCACAUCGACCAGCUGUUCCGCAACAAAACGGCUCGCGUGCAGACGCUCGAGCAGCUCGCCGACUUCAAUGCCAACUGCGCCGAUGCCGAGAGCUGGAUGAAGGCCAAGUUCGAUCUGAUCGACCGCAAGCCCCAGGAUCUCAAGUCGUUGCAGAAUUUGGAGCGCGACUUGAAGCCCUUGGAGGACAAGAUCCGGUCUCUCGAAGAGCUGGCGGAGCGCGUCAAGAAGUCAAACCCGGAAAUGGCCGCCGUCAUCCAAAAGAAGAUCAACGAGCUGCGCGGGAUGUACGCCGAUCUGCUCAGCCAAGCCCGCCAAAAGAUCCAGCUGGCCGAAGAGACGCAAGGCCAGGAAAUAUUCGAUGGAGCGCUCGCGGAAAUGCACGCCUGGAUCGAAAAGACGAAGAAGACGCUCUCGGACAUGGAACGGCCCGUCGACGUGCAGACCGCCGAGGACAUGCUCAAGAAGUACGUCGAAUUGGGUGAACAAAUCAAGGACAAGAAAUACGCCGUCGAAUAUGUCCAAGAGCUCGGACGGCGUCUGCUCGUCAAGAACCCGAAACUGAACGUGGUCAAGGAGAAACUGGAACAACUCCAGUACGCCAUGGCCGAGAUUGCCAACAUUUGGAAGUCGAAGCAUGCACACCUCAAGCAGCAGCUCGACCUACAGUUGUACAAUCGCGAGGCCGAGCGCAUCGAUGCGGCCACCAAGGGCCAUGAAGCUUUCCUUGAUUUUAAGGACCUGGGUGAUUCCGUCGACUCGGCUGAGAACCUCUUGAAGCGCCAUCGCGAUUUGGAGGCCAAGCUGGACGCGCAAGAGGCUCGUCUCGAUGCUUUCAGCAAGAACGCCGACGAGCUGAUCCGGUUGAAGCACGCGGACAGCACAUACAUCCAUGAUCGCCGAAACGAGGUUCUGGCAAGACGUGAAGCUGUCCGUCGCGCCGCCUCCAAGCGCCGUGCCCAGCUCGAGGCCUCCCUGGAAUACCAGAACUUGCGCCGUGACGGAGACGAGAUGCUCCAGUGGAUCGGCGACAAGAAGAAGGUGGCGCUCGACGACACUCACCUCGACCUGCACACGAUCGACAUCAAGCUGCUCAAGCACGAGGCUUUCGAGGCAGAGAUCAAGGCCAACACGCAGCGCGUCGAAAACAUCAACAAGGAUGGCGCAAUGCUCGUUUCUCGCCACCACUACGAAUCGCCGAACAUCCAGAAACUCGUCGAGCGCGUUAACGCGUCGUGGGCCGAGCUCAAAGACGCCGCCGCGCGCAAGGGCGAAAAGCUGAAGCAGGCCGCCGACCAAAAGAAUCUCAACCGCAUCUUGGAUGACGCGAACGCCAAGCUCGACGAGAUCGACGAGUCGCUGCGAGAUAAAGACGUCGGCAACGACCUGCGCGGCGUCAAGGAGCUCCUCCAGAAGCACACGACCGUUGAGCAGGAAAUGCACCUCUACGAGAACAAGUUGACGGAGAUCUCGCGCCGUGGUAAUGUGAUGGCUGGCGAAGGCCAUUUCGAUGCGGCUCGAAUCAUUUCUACCGUCAAGAGCCUCCUCCGCCGCUUUGAGCAGUUGACCGGCCCUUGCUCAGCACGUCGUACGGCGCUCGAGGAAUCCCUGAAGUGGCACCAACUCGCCUUUGACGUCGACUGCGAACUCCAAUGGAUUGCCGAAAAGGAGCCGCUGGCCGCUUCCGAAGAUACGGGCCGCACCCUGACCGAGGCGCUGAACGUCUUGAAGAAGCACGAGCAGCUCGAGGCCGAGGUCAAUCAGCAUAGCCGCCACAUCGAGGGCACCAUCCAUCGUGGUGACGACCUCAUCAAGGGACAUCACGCAGCACAGGCUGACAUCAAGGCAAAGUGUGAUCAACUGGCCGGCGCCUGGGCUCACCUACAGCAGCUCGUUCGUCGCCGCAAGCGCAUCGUCGACUGGGGUGUGAAGGAGCAGCAAUACAUGUUUGACGCUGCCGAGGUCGAGUCGUGGAUGGCGGAGAAGCGGAUCCUGAUCGAAUCCCAGGAUUACGGACAAGACGAAGACGCUGCACAGAAGCUUCUCGCCCGGCACAAGGCUCUGCAAAACGAUAUGAACACUUACAAACAAUGGGUCGAGCGUCUGGCUGUGAAGUGCGCCGAGUUGGUCGACUCCCAUCGGCCCCACGUCGACCGCUUCUCCAACAAGCAACGCGACCUUGAGGCCGAAUUCGAUCGUCUUUCCGAGCUGGCCGAUAAACGUCGCGCGCUGCUGGAAGAGACGCUGUGUUUGCACGAAUACCUGAGGGAAAGCGCCGAGCUGGAGCAGUGGAUCAACGAGCAGCUGCAGACGGCGAUGAGCGAAGAAUACGGCGAUGACUACGACCAUUUGAUGGACCUGCGGACGCGCUUCGAAAACUUCCGCACCUCGGUCAAAUCGGGUAGCGAGCGAUUCGUCUCCUGCGAGCAAGCGGCCAACUCUAUUCUUCGUCGCAACACGCCGUUUGCCCGGGAUGUGCUGAAGAGGCAAGAACGACUCAGGACGGUCUGGCACCUCCUCGUCGAAUACAUGGAAUCGCGUGAGCAAAAGCUGAAGGCGGCCGAAGAACUCCAUCGCUUCAACCGCGACGUCGCCGAGCAUGAGCAGCGCGUCGCUGAAAAGCUGAGCAACAUGCCGACGGAGCUUGGCCGUGACGUGAAGCAAGUGCAUUCGCUCUGGCAAGCCCACGAAACUUUCGAGAAGCAGCUGGUCGAUAUGAAGGCUCGCCUCGACCAUUUGCUGCAAGAAAGCGCUCGUCUGAAGGAAGCUUACCCUGGCGGCAAUGCCGACCAUAUCUCCCAGCAGCAAAUCACACUCACCGAGGGCUGGCAAGAGCUCGAAGAGGCGACGUUGAACCGAAAGGACCGCUUGCGGGCUGCCUACGACUUCCAUCGCUUUUUGGGAGAGGUCCGGGAUCUUCUGUCCUGGUGCGACCUGAUGGUGGCCGACAUGCAAACUGAGCAACAACUCCACGACCGCCAGGGCGCGCAGUGGCUGAAGGAAGAGCACUCGCGGCUGCAGUCUGAGAUCGAGGCCCGCGCUCCCGAAUUUGCCAAGCUCGACGGAACGGGCCGAAAGAUGAUUGCGGCCGAGCACUACGCCAGCGACGAGAUCCGUGCUCGUCUGCAACAACACGAGUAUCGUCAGACGGUCAGCUACGAGAGGUCGGAGACGAGGGAGCGAGUGAACGAGGGCUCCCAAUGCAUCUCGUGGGUCGAGGAGCAGAACAACCCGCACGCUGCCACCGCCACGAUGUCCAGCCAGAAUGGAGGCCAUUCGGAGACGGACGACGAGGCUUCUGUGAAAGGCUCAAGACGCCGCGGUUUCUCGUCGCUCUUCUCGCGCUCGUCGAAGAAGUCGAAAAAA
Mesorhabditis spiculigera is the source of this 5880-nucleotide messenger RNA. Lineage: Eukaryota; Metazoa; Nematoda; Chromadorea; Rhabditida; Rhabditidae. The record is from the annotation of a GenBank genome assembly.